This is a messenger RNA of Dromaius novaehollandiae (emu), 4538 nucleotides long. RefSeq names its product MOB kinase activator 3B (gene MOB3B). The transcript is spliced from 5 exons. The record is from RefSeq and is a predicted model, not a curated record. NCBI's taxonomy places the organism in Eukaryota, Metazoa, Chordata, Aves, Casuariiformes, Dromaiidae. Bases 493 to 1209 code for a protein of 238 amino acids. Gene Ontology annotation, cellular component: cytoplasm.
CCGGCCGGCCCCUGAGGGGGAGGUGGGCCCGUCGCCGCGCCGCCUCUCCCCUUCCCCACCUGGCGCUCCGCAAACUUGUCGCCGGGACAGAGGCGCUCCGGCAUAGCCCAGCCCCCGGCUCCAGUGGAUGUGCCCCCCUCGGCGGGGCGAGGGCGGCUGGCACCUGCUGACGCCGGGACCGGCUUCGUCUCCGCCGCCGUCGGGAGGCGGCGGGGCAAGAGCUGCUGAGGCCAGGGCGGGCGGUGGCUCCCUGCUGCCCGCGGCGCCGCGCGGUACCGCGGCCAGCUGGGACACGAAGCCUGUGGAGAGGAACAUGAAGCCUUUCAGGAAGGCUUUCAAGAGGAAUAGCCAGUAGACUGCUUUAAAGUCAACAAGAGCUUUUGUGACAAAAAGAGCAGGGCCUGGAGGACUGGUGACAGGGAGCAACUGUUUUUGAAUACCUGCACUAAAUCUCAACAGUGCCAGUUGCUGGAGGGUAAAAAAUUACCAGACAUGUCCAUUGCACUCAAGCAAGUCUUUAAUAAGGAUAAGACUUUCCGUCCCAAACGCAAGUUUGAACCUGGGACCCAGAGAUUUGAGCUUCAUAAACGAGCACAGGCCUCUCUGAACCCGGGUGUGGACUUGAAAGCAGCAGUGCAGUUGCCAAGUGGAGAAGACCAAAAUGACUGGGUGGCCGUCCAUGUUGUUGACUUCUUCAACAGGAUCAACCUCAUUUAUGGAACUGUCUGUGAGUUCUGCACAGAGAGGACUUGCCCAGUGAUGUCUGGAGGCCCUAAGUAUGAGUACCGGUGGCAGGAUGACGUGAAGUACAAGAAGCCCACAGCACUGCCAGCACCCCAGUAUAUGAACCUUCUCAUGGACUGGAUCGAAGUGCAAAUCAACAAUGAGGUUAUAUUUCCUACAAGUGUAGGUGUUCCCUUUCCAAAGAAUUUCCUUCAGAUCUGCAGGAAGAUACUCUGCCGGCUUUUUCGGGUGUUUGUUCAUGUCUACAUUCAUCACUUUGACCGCAUCAUCCUUAUGGGGGCUGAGGCCCACAUCAAUACCUGUUACAAGCACUUUUAUUAUUUUGUGACAGAGCUCAACCUCAUAGACCGCAAAGAACUAGAGCCUUUGCCCAGGUGCAGCGCCACCCUGGCACAGGCUCAACUACAUGACUGUGGGUCAACAUGCCCUGUUGAUGCUCCUUUUCCCACGGAACAGUCUGGCUAGCUUCCAUCACCUAUCUCCUCGACAUUCUUCCGCACUUUCCCUAACAAAGAAAGAGAUGACAACCAGGAUGUGUCACUAAAAAGCUAACCACUGAAGAAAAGCAAAACUCAAUUUCCUUCUUACUGCAGAGCUUAAGAACAUGACAGCCCUUGUGCACUGAACCUGCCUGUUAAACCAUAGGAAGAGAAAAGCUGAGAAGCAAGAAAGCUGAGAACCAGUUAUUUUCGCAGAUGCUUCCCACCACUGUCAAUGUUAUUAACCCUGACUAUCCUGCUACGAACCUCAUCUGAGUGACAUGGAUUACUGCAAAAAAAAAAAAGAAUCAACUUCAUAUUAGCUCUGGCUCCUCCGUUAGGGAUGAGAACCUCUUUAGCCAUGAAUGACAGCUCAUGUUCCUGCCGCUAAGGCUUUACUGAAAUUUGGGUCCCUAGGCUGACCUCCAGAUUUGUCAUUUUGAAAUGAAACUAUAUUGUUAGCUGCAAUGUUGUUUUCUUUGUGUUUUGUUCCCCAGUAAUGUGCAUUGUUUCGAAGUACAAUGGAAUAUUAAAACACUCUGGAAUCACAGAAGAGUUUGAGACUUUCAUGUCCCUCACCUCUCACCAGGCCUCCCAGUGCCUUAUCAGCAUUCCCAAAUGCCAGAGCGCCUUGUAUUUCCAGGCACAAAGUUGUGUCCUCUAGCUGAUCAGGCAGUUUGUGCUUCAUUGUGACUCAUAAUUGGUUGACAAUGGGACAGAUUCUAAUCUCAAUUACAUUAGUGGAAAUCCAGAUUUAGCUCUGCAAUGUUGAUGACUUUUCUUUGAAUUCUUACUAAUGUGACUGACAGAAAAUCUGCUCAGUAUCUAUACACUACACUACAGAAGGAAAAAAAAAACUAUAGUCAGCAUUCUCCUAAAUACCUUAUAAAGUGCACUGAUCUGUUACAUAAUUUGAUGUGCCCUGCCUCUUUCAGAAAAAGGAUCCCUCUCAUUCACUUUAGAGCUUGGUAUUUCCAGGAAAAAGGGGAUUUAAUUUGGUAAUUGUGAGGAAGAUAUGGUGAAGAAGAUAACUAGUUUAAGGGUCAGGACCAGAAGACCUAAGUGCCAAUGUCCGUUGCAUCUAAACAGUGUUCAGCAGUAUAGUCUGCUUUCCACAUUGGAAUAAUACAGAUUUUUUUUUUUUCUCCUAUACUCAGUACAGCUUAACCAAUACAUUUGUGGGCAGCCUGAAAGGGUUGACUGCAGUAAAUCCAGUCUUCUGGGUCAAUUGCCUAUUAAAGGAUAUCUUGUAUCAUUCUCCAAAGUGCCUGGUCUUGGCACUGUUGGAGAUGGAGCUGUAGCCAGUACAGUGCUAUUGAAUUUUACUACUGUAAAUUCCCAUCUAGCAUUCUCACAGCUGGGCAGUACUGCAGUGCUAUAUUUUAAAGAUUAACAUAAAAAUGCAAAUCUGUGGAGUUUUGUCCAGAAAGAUCAAACUGUCAGCAGCUAAAUGAAAAAAAAGUAUUUUAUGUAUAAAAUCAUUUAUUCUCCAUUUUGUUAAGCUACUUCCUAUAUGCUAUUUUGAGGCUAACUAUAGCACAGUCUAAAGAUGCACCAGAGUUUGUACCCAGUCAUUUUGAAUUACUUUUGAUUAAGUUUUUUUGUGGCUGCAUUAUUCUCAGUGUUUGCAAAACUUAUCUGUGGCAGGAUAUUUUCCUUUUUCUAAAACUGUCUUUCAAUUUAAUAAACUCUUGUGUUUCAUUAGCUGUUUCUGUUAGCCCUUUUGGAGUGGUGACAGGCAUCAGGCCAAAACCUUGUGCAUAAGAGACAGGGAAGUGGCUUCAUGGGCAUCCUUUUCAUUUUCCUUACGUGCAGUCUGGUAUCUCGGCAUUUUACAUCUAUGGAACUGGAUUUAUUAUUUAAAAUGCCACAUAGAGCCCAAAACCCAAACUGAAGUGUGCUAGGUGAUGAUGAAAUACAGUAUCUCCUAAUGAGGUUGGGCUUUUGGCAGGAUAUCUCCCAACAAGUAUUCUUGUAUUUAGUACAGAUGUAUUCAGCCAUGGUGGGACCAGCUCUUGCCAUGGACCAUUUCUCCUUCUCCUGUGCCUGAGAUUUGAUAUCCUAACAAGAGCAGUGUCUGGAAUGUGAUAUCACUACAUAAAAGUGUCAUAUUACCUCUCCCCACAGAGGUGAGAGGUGCAAUGCCCUGUUGGAGCUAGUUCUGGAGGAUUCCAGCUUCAUCAGUAAUUUCCUCUGGACCACCUUUAGACAGAAUCUUAUUUUGGUUAUUAGUCAAUGUAAGGGUGAGGCGGGGGCACCGCCUGGACUCCCAGCAGGGACGGAUACACAAACACAAGGCAUACGAUGGCCAAUACGGAGCAUUUAUUACCUCUGCAUCUGAACGGGGGUUCCCCGACGUUUUCCCAAUCAAGGCAAUAAUAGAGUGGGGGAUCCCUGGCACCACUGAGCAUCGGUCCAGGGUGAGGAACACCGUGGGGGGGGCACUAGAUGAAGUUUUUAUGUACCAUACACAUGCACAGUAAGCAUGUUGAGCUCAUUGGUAUUCCCGAAUCAAAGCCCAGGUGCAGCGCCAGCCUGGCACAGGCUCAACUACAUGACUAUGGUCAACAUGCCCUGUUGAUGCUCCUUUUCCCACGAAACGGCCUGGCUAGCUUCCAUCGUCUAUCUCCUCAACAUUCUUCUGCACUUUCCCAUACAAUCACAGAUCCUGAUUUUUCAUUCUCUCUGUAGAAUGGUAGAAGCAGAGGGCAGAUGGUACCUGCAACCACUGUGAAAUAGGAUAUACAGUGUAUAAAACAGAAAUAUGCUUCUAUCACACACUAUGCUUUAAGAAGGGGACAGCACUGGGGAACCCAAUAUAAACAAGUCAUCAGUGAUCAGACCUUUUUCUUAUACUGAAGAAAUUAAAAACAUCUUUAAGUCUUUAGUUCCAUGGGCAAAGCAAAUCUAAUCAGUAAUAAGAACCAGGUAGUGAUAUACGUUUAAAUCCAAAAUGAUCAAAGCUGAUUCUUCAUGUAUUUCAUGCUAAAGAGAGAGGCAACAUUUUCCAUGGUCUAGUCAAACAAAGUUGAAGUUUUUAAAGCAGCAGGUGUUUCUUUUCUGUUCUUCUGUUCUGUUCUGUUUCUUUUAGAAAGCUUUCUUAUUUUAACACAGAUAUUUUAUAAUAAAGAUUUAUAAUACAAUAUUAUCCCAGGGGAAAAAAAAAUCACUUGUCUGAUCUAAUUCAUGUGUGCAUGUGCAUAUAUGUUUGGGUGGGCAGGUGGAUGUGGAAGUGUGGUGAAUGUGUGUAUCUCUGGCUCUUUCCCCCAGAACACAUUUUUUUUCUUCUUGUAAUUUUUGAGGGAGAUGUAUAUU